AUGGCUUUCGAUUGGUGCAAUCAGCUGACAGCUCUGGAACCGCUGGAUAACAUAUUCCUCACUCGCCUAUCGCCGCGAUCUCUGGCUCACAGCGGCACCGAAGAGGAAAUCUCGCACGCUGAACUAAACUCACUGCACAAGUACUACUUUGAAUCCAUUUACUUCUCCUUUCCCUUCUUGAACCAAGAUCGCUUUGCGGCGGAAUCGAUGGGAAGCGGUCUUGCUAUAAGCGCUCUCAUUUAUGCAGUUGCACUCGCUGGAUGCGCUCAUUCUUCCACUUCCCAAAGCAAAGAGUCUGCCUGCUAUGUACUAGCGAGAAACUAUGCAGAAAAGUGCGAGCGAGAUGGCCAGUUGAACGAGCUCAACUUGUUGCAGGCCCUACUCUUCAUCGGAAGAUAUGAGGCUAUGGCUGGGAAGCUUGAGAGGAGCUGGAUGACCCUAGGACGUGCUGUUAUGUUAUCCAGGCUGCUUGGACUGCCCUACAUGGACAAGCGAAGUGAAGGCGAUGGGCUUCAGGACUCUCAAAGCCAUGAUGGCUCUGGACUGAGCCUGCCUGAAACGACUGAUCAAGUUCUUCUGGAGGAACGAAGAAGGACCUUCUGGGCUUUGUACAUAUUGCUCAGUUACGUCAAAACACGUACUGGAUGGCAAUGUAUGCUCAGCGAUAUAAAGAAAUUUUACAUCAACCUCCCAUCACCUGGCCUGCUGAGAUCAGAUCUAGUCCCGCUCAAGAUGCCCUAUCUCUCAGAUAUAGAGCUCGAGCCCAGUACCGAGAUCUCAUCCUAUGCAGGAUGCGUCCUGAUGGUAGAGCUGGCCCUGCGCUGUUUUGACCACGGGCAAAAGCGGACUUCAGGGAGCUUCUGGGAUAGGUACUGUGAUCUUGUGAAGAAGACAGACGUCCUUUUCGGGAUGCUGAAACGCCACCUCAACGCUACUUCUAUCCGAGAGGACCCCGUCGCCUUCAGUCUGUAUAUGAACCUCCGAGCAACUGAAAUCUUCUCCCAUGAGUCGGCUAUUGCUCGCAGUGAAGAGAAAGGUCUGCCACGGCUGAUGACCGCUGAAAGCCAACGUCGUGCCACGGCAGCUGCUUUCCAGAUAUCGACCGCAGUGCGUCUCAAUCUUCCCUCGCCUGGGAAGACCGAAAGCGAUAUUAUUAUGCUGCAGGCCAUUUUCAUCGCGUGGCCGCUUACUAUGGCUUUGAAAGCAUUACAUCGUGAGUUGCUGAACGGUGGUAGCCGGGAAGGAAUUGAUGGCGUUGUUGCAUCGUCGAGAUUACUGUUUUCUGCUCUAGACCACAUUGAGGAGUCAGGCGGACAUUGGCAUCGUAGCGUCGCGCACGUUGAGAAGAGGCUUCAGGAAUGGGAAGAAAGGAAUAGUUUCAACUCGCUUACAUUAUGA
This is a messenger RNA of Fusarium musae, 1398 nucleotides long. RefSeq names its product Depudecin biosynthesis cluster-specific transcription activator dep6 (gene DEP6). The record is from RefSeq and is a predicted model, not a curated record. Gene Ontology annotation, cellular component: nucleus. Gene Ontology annotation, molecular function: zinc ion binding; DNA binding. The transcript has 2 exons. Lineage: Eukaryota; Fungi; Ascomycota; Sordariomycetes; Hypocreales; Nectriaceae. Bases 1 to 1398 code for a protein of 465 amino acids. Gene Ontology annotation, biological process: DNA-templated transcription.